This is a messenger RNA of Contarinia nasturtii (swede midge), 402 nucleotides long. Its product is annotated as histone H1.10-like. The transcript has a single exon. Lineage: Eukaryota; Metazoa; Arthropoda; Insecta; Diptera; Cecidomyiidae. The record is from RefSeq and is a predicted model, not a curated record. Bases 1 to 402 code for a protein of 133 amino acids.
AUGAAUACAGAAACAGAACCAAAUGAAUCACGGAAAAGAGCACUUUCCCCAUCUACAAGUAAUGAGGAACCAAAUCAAAAACGAAUGGCCGUGGAUGCGUCAAUAACCCCAAAAAAGACUGGGAAUAAGAUGUCCAAGAAGAAAUCAACUAAAGCCAAAUCGGCCAAAGCAAAAUCCACCAAAGUCAAAUCGACCAAUAAAAAAUCAACUAAAGCUAAAUCAACCAAAGCAAAAGCAAAGAAAGAAAAGUUGAUGAAACCAAAAGCGACCAAAACUAAAUCAGCCAAAGCAAAAGCAACGAAAAGAAAAUCGAUGAAAGCAAAAGCCAAAAAAGGAAAAUCACGUCGCAAAACACGGCCAGCCAAAUCAACUACCGAACAAGUAGAUCAUACCAAGAAUUGA